ACCUGCACGCACACAAGACGCCUCCUAUCUGGCUCCACUCUCGCACGCCAGUACGCCACCGAGCCACCGAGUGCCUAACCGUAGCUCGUAGCUCUCCUCCGCUGCUCGGGUGAAGAGAAUCGGUCGCUUCUCCCCGCCUCCCCGGAGAAGAAGCAAGCAAUAAUGGCUGAGGACGGGAAGGAAGGGACCAAGGAUGCGGCGGCCGAGAAGAGCAAGACGAAGGAGGGCGGCUUCAGGACCAUGCCGUUCAUCCUAGCCAACGACUUCUGCGACCGGCUGGCGACGGUGGGGUUCGGGUCGAACCUGAUCUCGUACCUCACCCUGCAGCUCCACCUGCCGCUGGUGGAGGCCUCCAACAUGCUGACCAACUACCACGGCACCACCAACCUCACCCCGCUCGUCGGCGGCCUCAUCGCCGACUCCUUCGCCGGCCGCUUCUGGACCAUCACCGUGGGCUCCAUCAUCUACCAGCUCGGCAUGGUCUGCCUCACGCUCUCCGCCGCGAUCCCCUCGCUCCGCCCGCCUCCCUGCGCCAAGCACGGCGCCGAGUGCCAGCGCGCCUCGGCCUACCAGAUCGCCAUCCUCUACCUCUCGCUGCUCUGCACCUCCAUCGGCUCCGGGGGCACGCGGCCCUGCAACAUGGCAUUCGGCGCCGACCAGCUCGAGCUGGACGCGCGCAGGCGCCGGGGCGGCAAGGCCCCUAUGUGGAGCUUCUUCAACCUCUACUUCUUCGGCAUCGAGCUCGCCAAGCUCACGGCGGUCACCGCGGUGGUGUACGUCCAGGAGAACGUCGGCUGGGGCUGGGGCCUCGGCGUGCCCACCAUCGCCAUGUUCGUCGCCGUCAUCGGCUUCGUGUCCGGGUACUCGCUGUACGUCAAGAUGCCGCCCGGGGGCAGCCCGCUUGUCCGGCUGGCGCAGGUCGCCGCCGCCGCGUUCAAGAAGCGGAAAGCCGUCGUGACGGACCCUGGCCUCCUGUAUGAGGACAAGGCACUCGACGCCGGCAUUUCCACCACCGGCCGUCUUCUCCACACCAACCAGUUAAAGUUCUUUGACAAGGCGGCCAUAGUGAUGGACGGCGACGUGCUGCCGUCGGGCCAGCCGAAGCUUUGGCGGCUUUCCACGGUGCACCGGGUGGAGGAGAUCAAGUCCAUCGUCCGCAUGCUCCCGAUCUGGGCGGCGGGAAUCCUCAUGGUGACCGCGUCCUCGCACAACAGCAGCUUCGCGAUCCAGCAGGCGCGCACCAUGGACCGCGGCAUCACGAACAACUUCAAGAUCCCGCCGGCCUCCAUGCUCAUCUUCAGCAACCUUGCCAUGCUGCUUACCCUCGCCUUCUACGACCGGGUGCUCGUCCGCGUGCUCCGCCGCUUCACGGGCCGCCCCAACGGCAUCACCCACCUGCAGCGCGCCGGGGUCGGCAUGACAAUCGCCAUGCUGGCCAACGUGGCGGCGGCCGCCGUGGAGCGCAGGCGCCGGUCCGUGGCCGCGGCCAGUGGGAUGCUGGACGCGCCCAAGGGCGCCGUGCUGCCCAUCAGCGUCUUCUGGCUCGUGCCUCAGUACGCCAUCCACGGCAUCGCCAACGCCUUCAUGGACGUGGGCCGCAUGGAGUUCCUCUACGACCAGGCGCCCGAGAGCAUGCGCAGCACGGCCGCGGCGCUCUACUGGCUCACCAUAUCGGCCGGGAGCUACCUCGGCACGCUGCUGGUGACCAUCGUGCACGAGAGGACGCAGCGCAGCGGGCAGUGGCUCCAGGACAACCUCAACAGAGGGAGGCUUGAUAACUAUUACUGGCUUGUCGUCGGGCUGCAGGGUCUUAACCUUGUCUACUACUUCGUCUGCGUCAAGUACUACACCUUCAAGCCGUUGGAGAUGGUCGACGAGAGCGACAAGGAGACCGAGCUGUAUGGCGGCAAUGGAAAUGGCACCAAGAACGCCAAGAAGAGUGCAAGCUUCAGGUAACUAAAUUAGAAUGCGCGUUUUGAUCUCUAUCCCCCAGCUCGAAGAAUAGUUGGGUUAUUGGGAUGGAAUAAUGGUACAGUAACAACCAGAUGAUGUAUCUUCUUGUCGUCAUAUACAGUGCAUAUUCUUCAGUCAGUCAAAUGAGUUGUUUCUCGGUGGAUCAAAAUCUUUUCGUCUGUUUUGUACUUGCGAAAAUAUCAAUGUGUGGAUUUGACGGUUC
Molecule: messenger RNA, 2176 nt
Organism: Brachypodium distachyon (stiff brome)
Lineage: Eukaryota; Viridiplantae; Streptophyta; Magnoliopsida; Poales; Poaceae
Product: protein NRT1/ PTR FAMILY 3.1
Exons: 3
Coding region: 163-1956 (597 amino acids)
Biological process (GO): transmembrane transport
Cellular component (GO): plasma membrane
Molecular function (GO): transmembrane transporter activity
Source: RefSeq, a predicted model, not a curated record